UGCACUCAUGCUACUACAGGAGCUUCUCUCAGCAAUAAGCCACCCAUCUGCCAUCAACAAGUUAAGACUAAAAGAACCCACAGCCGCGGAAAAAGAACGUGAGCUUCAAUUAAAUCACUGAGCAGUCACAGGAGAAGGAAAAAAACAACAACUUAUAUUCAGCAUUGAUUCCACAGUUACAGACCUGUCACAUGAAAUCAAGCCAACGAGUAUUUUGAGAGAGCAUGGUGGAUUCUGUCUUACACUAAUAUCGAAGGACACUAGAAAACAGUAAAUUAUUCAAAGGCUGUCUUACAUUGGAGCCUUUUACAGACUCACUGCGUUGAGUCUAAAACUACGACUGAAUGCAACCUCCAAUGUACUCAAAAGAAUGGUUAUCCUCUCUGCAUCCUGAGUUGUUUUAUGGACUUCGCAAACUGCAAACCUUGCAUUUACGUUCCAACUCCCUGCGGACUAUCCCAGUCCGCCUUUUCUGGGACUGUCGUAGUCUGGAGUUUCUGGAUUUGAGCACAAAUCGCUUGCGAAGUUUGGCUCGGAAUGGAUUUGCAGGAUUAAUCAAACUGAGGGAGCUUCACCUAGAGCACAACCAGCUGACAAAGAUUAAUUUUGCUCAUUUCCUACGGCUAAGCAGUCUGCACGCGCUCUUCUUGCAGUGGAACAAAAUUAGCAACUUGACAUGUGGGAUGGAGUGGACCUGGGGUACCCUAGAAAAGCUAGAUUUGACUGGAAAUGAAAUCAAAGCCAUUGAUUUGACAGUUUUUGAAACUAUGCCUAAUCUUAAAAUACUCCUAAUGGAUAACAACAAGCUAACCACUCUGGAUUCCAAGAUCUUAAAUUCACUCACAUCCAUAACUACAGUGGGCCUCUCCAGCAAUCUGUGGGAAUGCAGUCCAAAGAUAUGUGAAUUAGCCACAUGGCUGAGUGGUUUUCAAGGUCGGUGGGAGCACUCCAUACUGUGCCACAGCCCAGACCACACCCAAGGAGAGGAUAUUCUAGAUGCAGUUUACGGUUUUCAGCUUUGCUGGAAUUUAUCAACUAUUGUUACAUCCAUGGUUACAACUUACAGAUCUCCAACUACUGAGUAUACAAAAAAAAUAAGCUCGUCGAAUUUCCAUAUGGGAGACAAAGAAAUUCCAACUACUGCAGGCAUAGUCGUUACUACUGAAGAACAUUUCACUGAACCAAACAAUGCCAUCUUCACUCAACGGGUAAUUACAGGAACAAUGGCUUUAUUAUUUUCUUUCUUUUUUAUCAUUUUUAUAGUGUUCAUCUCCAGAAAAUGCUGCCCUCCCACAUUAAGAAGAAUUAGGCAGUGUUCAAUGAUUCAAAAUCACAGGCAACUCCGAUCCCAAACACGGUUACAUAUGUCAAACAUUUCAGACCAAGGACCAUAUAACGAAUACGAAGCCACCCAUGAAGGACCUUUCAUCAUCAUUAAUGGCUAUGGACAGUGCAAGUGUCAGCAGCUGCCAUAUAAAGAAUGUGAAGUAUAAUAUCUACAAAUCAUCAAAAAUUAAACCAGAUAAGUAACCUAUUUUAAAAUUGAUGGGGACCUACAUAUAUGAUUCUAAUUUUUACAAAUGUUGACAUAAACCCUAAUUUUCCAAAACUAUUUAAUGGAAGCAUUGUUUCUGAAGUGGUGCAGUAUUUUAAAAGUUUUGUUGUUUUUUUUAAAUAAAACCAUAUUUUCAGUGUUAAAGCAAUGAUUACAUUAAAUUUGCACUCAAUGUUUGAAAGUAAAAAAGAUGCUCACCUCAAAACAUGUAAAAUGUUUCAUGUUAUGUAAUUAUAUGACUGUGUAAACAUUUAUACUUAAGUCUCCAUAGUCUACUUUUUCUAAUGAA
This is a messenger RNA of Mauremys mutica (yellowpond turtle), 1844 nucleotides long. RefSeq names its product leucine rich repeat transmembrane neuronal 2 (gene LRRTM2). The record is from RefSeq and is a predicted model, not a curated record. The transcript has 2 exons. Bases 345 to 1493 code for a protein of 382 amino acids. NCBI's taxonomy places the organism in Eukaryota, Metazoa, Chordata, Testudines, Geoemydidae. Gene Ontology annotation, molecular function: protein binding.